Selaginella moellendorffii is the source of this 3585-nucleotide messenger RNA. Its product is annotated as zinc finger protein BRUTUS. Gene Ontology annotation, molecular function: ubiquitin protein ligase activity; zinc ion binding. NCBI's taxonomy places the organism in Eukaryota, Viridiplantae, Streptophyta, Lycopodiopsida, Selaginellales, Selaginellaceae. The record is from RefSeq and is a predicted model, not a curated record. Gene Ontology annotation, biological process: protein ubiquitination; ubiquitin-dependent protein catabolic process. The coding region runs from base 28 to 3285 and encodes 1085 amino acids. Gene Ontology annotation, cellular component: nucleus. The transcript is spliced from 14 exons.
CCUAGCCCGCAGGUAGUGUUCUUGGCGAUGGCACUGGAGCUCGACGGUGCCACCGGCAGCGAUGAGAGCGCGAUUCAGCAGCAGGAUAGAUCUUUCUCCAGGGAAUCGCUGCCGCCGAUGUUUGUGAUCGUGUAUUUCCACAAGGCUAUUCGUCUGGAGCUGGAGCGCAUCCACGAGACGGCAAUGUCGAUGGAUAGGAGCAGCGGGCAGGAUUUUAGAUCCCUGGCGGAGAGGUACAAUUUCUUGAGAGAAAUCUACGAGCACCACAGCCAGGCGGAAGAUGAGGUGAUUCUUCCGGCUCUAGAAUCUCGCGUCAAGAACGUCGCGCGCUCGUAUUGCUUGGAGCAUGUUGUGGAGAACGAUCUACUCAACGAAAUGUCCCAGCUUCUCUCCACACAUUUGGGGGAUCAAACCGAUUCGUCAUGGCAGGAAAUCAUCUCUUGCACGGAAGCAGUGCAAAGAACAGUAUGCCAGCACCUUUCGAAAGAAGAAGGCCAGGUCAUUCCGCUGCUCAUGCAGUACUAUAAUCGCGAAGAACAAGCUAGCCUUGUCUGGCAGUUUAUGGGCAAUAUUCCUGUGAAGCUCAUGGAGAUCUUUCUUCCGUGGCUUGCUUCCUCCUUGACUUUGGAAGAAUGUAAACACAUGGAACUUUGCUUUCGGGAAAUCGUUCCAGCAGAAGAGCUUCUACAGGAGGUAAUUACUGAAUGGUUUAAACGGGACCACAGUAAAUUCAGGCUGGGGGCCAACAGAGCUCCAAAGACCACUCCAAAACCUGCGAAGCAAGCUGGAACCGACGUCCGGUUUAUCACGCGAUCGCCACUCAACGAUUUACUUCACUGGCAUCAGGCUAUAAAGCGCGAACUUCUUAACAUAACUGAGGAGAUCAAGGAUUUGACGUCACUGGCAACCUUGAGCGAGCGAAUGGAGUUUGUAAGUAAAGUAUGGAGUUUUCACAGUGCAGCUGAGGAUAAGUUCGUGUUUCCUCCAAUUGGCAAGAAACUUGAUCAUGCUGUACAAGACGAAGUGUGCAGUGAGGCUUUGAGAGUACUUGAAAAUACUCUUAAAAACAACUGCAGCUCAACUGCUGUCAUCACCCAGGCUGAGCUUUUACUUGAUGCUGUUGAAGCACAUUUCUCUAUUGAAGAAACUGAGUUCUUACCUCUUGCAAGUAAGCUUUUCAGCAUUGACGAGCAGCGAACGUUGGUUUAUGAAAGCCUCAAAACCAUGCCUUUGGUUUUCUUGAGGCGAGUCCUUCCAUGGAUUGUUAACUGCGUUACUGCCAAGGAGGCGAAAGAUAUGCUUGUUAACAUAAGACUGGCAGCACCUCAGGGUGACAGCAUCCUGGUUGCUCUGCUGACGGGGUGGGCUUGCGAAAACCAUUCGCAUGUUUGGGAUCUCUUAAAAAAUGAGAGCCUAAAGGUUUCAGGAAAAAGGAGCUGUCAGUUGGCAGCCGACAGGCCUUCGAAGCUUUUCCGGAGUGAAUUGAGUCUGUUGUCCAAGUCACUGCAGCUGGAGCCUGAUUUGAAAGGAAGCAAGCGGUCCACAGGGAAGCAGCAACUGAAACCAAUCGACCAGAUUUUCCAGUUUCACAAGGCAAUAAGAAAAGACCUGGAGUAUUUGGACGUAGAAUCAGCGCGACUCUUGGACUGCACCGACGAGUUCCUGGGACAGUUUAGAGGAAGGUUCUACUUCUUAUGGGGCCUGUAUCGUGCUCACAGCAGUGCCGAAGACACCAUUGUCUUCCCGGCACUGGAGGCAAAGGAGGCUCUACUCAACGUCAGCCACUCUUACAUGAUAGAUCACAGGCAGGAAGAGGAUCUCUUCAACGAGAUUUCAGCGAUUUUGUCAACAUUUUCGAGCCUUGUCACCCAAUCUCAGGAGAAAACAGAAGGGGAUGAAGCACACCAACACUUUCUUGCUGCAAAGCUGCAGCGCAUGUGCAAGUCCAUGCGCAUUUGCCUCGGGAAGCACGUUGACAGGGAAGAGUCCGAGCUCUGGCCACUUUUCGACAAACACUUCUCAGUCCAAGAGCAAGACAAAGUGAUGGCCAGGAUAAUAGGAUCGACUGGUGCAGAAGUUAUCCAAGCCAUGCUACCGUGGGUGACAGCCGUUUUGACCGAAGAAGAGCGUAACUCGAUGAUGGAAACAUGGGAACAGGCAACUCGAAACACUUUGUUUCAAGAUUGGUUGAGUGCCUGGUGGACGGCGCCGUCGACGUCGCGCCAACGACCUACAAAAGAGACUUCUGUAUCUACAAAAGACUGCCUACAGUCUUUGGUCGAGUACUUUUCUGAAGGAAAGGAUACAGGUGGUGACACUCGUGAUGACUCUGAAACGUUCAAGCCGGGUUGGCCUGAAAUUUUCAGGCUCAACCAGGAAGAACUGGAGGCCGCAGUUCGAAAGCUAUCUACUGAUGCGUCACUAGAUCCUCGCCGCAAAGCUUACCUCAUGCAGAACCUGAUGACAUGCCGUUGGAUGGUUGCUCAGCAAAAGCUUCGCGAUCAGCGAUUGACGGAUUCGGAACCGGCUCCAAGCUAUGCUGACGAAGAAAACAAAGUUUUUGGCUGCAAGCACUACCGUAGGAACUGCAAACUUCGGGCUGCCUGUUGUGGUAGCUUGUUCACUUGCAGGCUUUGCCACGAUGAAGCCAGUGACCAUACAAUGGACAGGUACCAGACCUCAGAGAUGCUGUGCAUGCAGUGUCUAAAGGUUCAGCCUGUUGGGCCAAACUGCACCACACCGUCGUGCAAUCGUUUCUGCAUGGCGCGGUAUUACUGCCCCAUCUGCAAGUUUUUCGACGACGACUCGAAAAGGAGCAUUUAUCAUUGUCCUUUCUGCAACAUUUGCAGAGUGGGAUCUGGUUUAGGCCAGGAGUUUUUCCAUUGCUUGGUAUGCAACGGAUGCAUGUCCAAGACUCUGGAGCAGAGCCACAUCUGCAGGGAGAAAGGAACAGAAACGGACUGUCCUAUCUGCUGCGAGCAGAUUUUUUCGUCGGUGCCCGACGUGAAGAGCCUUCCAUGCGGGCAUUAUAUGCAUUCGUCAUGCUUUUUGGCCUACAGCAGCAACCAUUAUACGUGCCCGAUAUGCUGCAAGACAUUGGGCGACAUGGGACUAUAUUUUGGCUUGUUGGAUGCUCUCAUGGAGGCAGAGCAACUUCCCGAGGAGUACCGUGGCCGCAAAGAGACUAUCUUUUGCAACGAUUGCGAGCGGAAGGGAGAGGCCCAAUUUCAUUGGCUUUACCACAAGUGUGGCGCAUGCGGCUCGUUCAACACGAAGACUAUAUAAACUUUCCUUUUUGUAUCGACGUGCAGAAGAAUUUGACUUUCCUCGAGUUUUCGGUCAAGUCAGCAUGAACAUGUAAGCCGGCCCUGGUAACGAGGGAAGAUGUGAAGAAGCAGGAGACGGAAGCUCGGAGGGUGUUUCUGGAGGAAGCUCUCCUCGCAAUAUAUCCAAGGGCGGGGCGCUAUCUUGCGACCAGAUGCUCGAGUGCUGCAAUGAGUUCCACAGGGGGGCCGCCGGGCGAUUUCUCUCCAAACAGCUCCGCGAGGAUCAAUGCCACAAUUGGCAUAGCGGCAUUCGUGGUGA